Synchiropus splendidus (mandarinfish) is the source of this 538-nucleotide messenger RNA. It is a transcript of the gene fmc1, whose product is annotated as formation of mitochondrial complex V assembly factor 1 homolog. Lineage: Eukaryota; Metazoa; Chordata; Actinopteri; Syngnathiformes; Callionymidae. The record is from RefSeq and is a predicted model, not a curated record. The transcript has 2 exons. Bases 32 to 364 code for a protein of 110 amino acids. Gene Ontology annotation, cellular component: mitochondrion.
ACCUUGAGGUGAACCACGGUAUCGAUCAGAGAUGGCGACGUUGUCGCCUGCUUUGCGUGUUUGCAGAGGAAUUAUCAAAGAAUUGCGAGCCGUCCAUGGACCGCAGUACAGACAGUCUCUGGCCUACAGUUACGUUAUGAGCCAGUUUCGGAAAAAUGCGGUGACGGGUGAAAGGUACUGCCGUGCCCAGCAGGAGGCGCUGCACGCCUCACAGACAUACCUGUGCCUCUUGGCCUCGACCAGGAACCACCAGCUCCUGCACGACCUGUACCACGGCAAAGGGGAGCGCAGCCAGGAGGAGGCGGCGGCUCUAGUGGGGCUCCGCCUCCCGACCCAGCCGGGGGGUAAAGGCUGGGAGAAGUGAAGGACUGGUGGACAGGGGAGCGAGGACUGUUUCUGGAGGAAAGAUGUUCGGGAAGUGUGAUGGAAGACGUUUGUGACUGCAGAACUAGCUUUUGAUACUUUUGUUUCCCUCAAUACUUGAGACACCGCGAUGACAAUAAAGUGUUUCUGGCGUGACACCGCUGUUGGUUUCAUU